Ostertagia ostertagi is the source of this 315-nucleotide messenger RNA. The record is from the annotation of a GenBank genome assembly. Lineage: Eukaryota; Metazoa; Nematoda; Chromadorea; Rhabditida; Trichostrongylidae.
AUGUUCCGUCUGUUUGUGGCGCUCUCUGUAGUGCUCGUUUGGACAACAGCUGAGCCAAUUCCACUUUUGAAUGGCAACUACGUCACUUGCACAGUAUGCAAAGAAGCCGUGAAAAUAGUUGUGCCAUUGCUGGAACAGGCCAGCACUCGAAUUGCAGAGGAAUUCGUUGCAAAAUGCAAGGAGUUCUUCAAAUCCCUGCCAUUUGCUGAGUAUCAAUGCAAGGCGUUCGCAGAUCAACAACUCGCCCAGCUCAAAGCUGCUCUCGCACAAGGAUACAGCCCAGAUGUUGUCUGCCAGAAGAUAAAAGCUUGUUAA